ACUUUCAUUUUCUAAUGUAUGUAACUAUGUUAGAUUUCCUUUUUAUUCUAUUUAGUAUUAGAGGGUGACGAUAAAUCAUUUUAUCUGACCAAUGACCUAGAAACCUUUAAAUUCUUCAGCCUUUUUCCAAAACCUGAUUAACUUCGGAACCGGUAGUGCGGCUUUGAGAUUUUAAAAGUGAAUUCGGUGCGGCCCACAACUGUUUUAGUUAGAAAAUAUGAACGGAAGAAUAUUCUGUGGUGUUGAGGGCGGUGCAUCCGUUUCCCAAAUGGUAUUGGUAUCGGAGAAAGGGGAUAUUUUACUUAAACUAACAGGCCCAGCUUGUAACUACUUGCUUUCAGGAAUUGAAGAAUGUCAAAUGAGACUUGCAGACAUGAUUGAAAAAGCCAAAGAAGAUGCUGGAAUAAAGAGAGAAAAAGUUUUAGAUGGAUUGGGUCUAUGCAUGAGUGGUUGUGAAGAGGAGGACGCAAAUCGAGAAUUUGAAAGAAUUUUUGUGAGAAAACAUCCAGACAUGAUAAAAAGCUGCCAUGUUGCAAGUGACACAGUUGGUCCUGUAUAUACAGCAGGUCUUAAAGGUGGCAUAGUUCUAAUCGCAGGAACUGGAUCUAAUUCCUUGUUGCUCAAUCCUGAUGGGACCUCUGCCCGUUGUGGUGGGUGGGGACAUUUACUGGGCGAUGAAGCUUCUGCUAUGUGGAUUUCCCAAAAAGCUGUCAAAACUGUCUUUGAUGAUGAAGAUAAUUUAGUGAAAUGCCCGUAUGAUACAUCUAAAGUCAAGGAACUCAUGCUCCAACAUUUCAAAGUUGUAGAUAAAUUUGGAAUAUUGGAGCACUGUUAUACAAAUUUUAAUAAAACUAGUUUCGCAGGCCUUUGUGCUAAAUUAGCAGAAGCUGCGAAGACAGAAAAAGACCCGCUCUGUUGCCAUUUGUUUUAUGAAGCUGGGAAAGUUCUAGGACAAAUGGUUGUGGCUUUAAAGCCCAAAGUGCACAAAGAUUUGUUGGAGCUUGAAACCGGUUUGCCCGUUAUUUGUGUUGGUUCAGUUUUCAAAAGUUGGUGUUUGCUUGAGAAAGGUUUUGUAGAAGCAAUUCAAGGACAUUAUGAGAAGUGUACGCUUAUGACAUUGACAUGUUCCUCUGCCGUUGGAGCUGCCUAUCUUGGAGCUAAAGCCACAAAUUUCGAGCUUCCAAUUGAUUAUACUAAAAAUACAUCUAUUCUUUUCACUUACAAAUCCUGUAAAUAACUUGCAUUGCUGCAUUUGUGAAGAGGAAUAUUUUUUACAUACUUAUUCAACAGAGGAAUUCUUUUUAUUUAAGUUAUGAUCUCUUUUUUAAUGAUUUUUACAGCUCCUGUAUAUUGGAUAAUAAUUUAAUAUUGGGUUCAAAGUUAUUAUCAGAAUGCUCUGUUACAUCGAAAAUAUAUUAUCUGAUAUUUCUAUAUCUGGAAUAACUUUUUAUUUAAUGUUAAAAUGUUUUUAAAUUGAGGUUAUUGGAAGCCUUUCUCAAAUUCUUUAUUGUUGUAUUAUUUAUAUGAAAUAAGUAUAUUUUAUCGUUAUUUAAAUUUCAAGGAUAUGGUAUUGUUUCAAGUCACAUUGGGAUAGUGAUAUUAAAGAAUAAGGAUGUAUUAAAUGUCAUUCUUAGAGAGGAAACACAAUAGUAAUGUGAAAAGGAUAGUACUAUUUUUGAAGUGAAAUAUGAUAAAGGGAAAAUCCCACAAGCUGGACAUUAAUUUAAUAUUGUAAUAUUAUUAUUAUUAUUAAUAAUUAAGGGGAUGGAAAUAUCAUAUUUGGGUGCCCCUUAUCUCAUUAUGCCAUUCUUCUGUUGCCUUAUAUCAAGUGUUUUAACGUAUUUUGGAAAGGAGUUAUUAACUUGACUAAUGAGUUAUUACUUUUUCUUACACCUGAUUUUCAAAUACUUUUGCUCUUAAAAGUAAUAUAUAUAUAUAUAUAUUUGUGAACUGCAAUUUAAAUUGGCAAGUAAUUUUUAGCUUUGUUGAAUGUAACAAAAAAAAAAAGUUAUUUUUUGAGAAUUAUCAUUGGCAUGCUGUACCUCCUCACGAAAAUCGAUCAAAUUAAUCACAAACAAAAUAUUUUUAGGGCAUCUAGGCCCUAUUUUGAAUGAUUAAAUUCGCAUUCUAAUUUAUUCCUAUGUAUUAAAGACAUGAGAAUGUCUUUAAUAUUAUAUUCAAGUUAAUUUUGUUUUUAAAUGAAGGUUUUCAUUUAAAGAUUAACUGAUAUUUAAUCUUAACGGCUGUUCCACCAUCGAAUCAGACUAUAAUCACUAAAAAAAAUCAAUGUGCACACUUCCAAAUAGGAAAAUCUGAUACAGGUCAAAGUGCAAUUUAGAUAUAAAGGGUAAGAAAUACAAGUAUUUAAUUGUUAGAUACGUAAUAUCUAAUGUAACCAAAUAAACGUGAGAUUUUAUUCAUUCAUAACAUAUAUAAAAUUUCGCAUCAAAUUAAAAAUAAUAAUUUGUGAGAAAUGAGUAUUUUAUUAUUGAGAAUUGAACCCUUUGUUUUAAGAUUAUAUUAUAUAUUUUAUAUAUAUUAUUAUGAAGACAUACGAAUCUGUGAUUUUGAGAUACUUUGCUUUUAAACAAGAAUAAAAUAUCUCAAACUAUAGAAAGUACAAUAAAAAAAUAUAGUAUUAUGUAAUGAAUAAU
Argiope bruennichi is the source of this 2654-nucleotide messenger RNA. Its product is annotated as N-acetyl-D-glucosamine kinase-like. The coding region runs from base 218 to 1237 and encodes 339 amino acids. The record is from RefSeq and is a predicted model, not a curated record. The transcript is spliced from 10 exons. NCBI's taxonomy places the organism in Eukaryota, Metazoa, Arthropoda, Arachnida, Araneae, Araneidae. Gene Ontology annotation, molecular function: N-acetylglucosamine kinase activity.